Molecule: messenger RNA, 915 nt
Organism: Juglans regia (Persian walnut)
Lineage: Eukaryota; Viridiplantae; Streptophyta; Magnoliopsida; Fagales; Juglandaceae
Product: cold-regulated 413 plasma membrane protein 4-like
Exons: 4
Coding region: 252-800 (182 amino acids)
Cellular component (GO): membrane
Source: RefSeq, a predicted model, not a curated record
CGUACGAGAAAAUAUGUCAAGACUCGGAGAAUCCGCAACUCAGGAGAGAGAUUAGAGAUGAUCUGACGGCUGUAGGCAUGGCCACGUCUACUCUUCCUUUUUGAAACCACGCGGACUGGUCGAAUUCCCGACCUUGGUGGAUAUCGGACUUCCAUCACUUCAGGUGGCUCGAAUAUUCCCAGACAAAGAUAUAAAAGAAAAAAGUAGAGUCAGAUCACUGUGAUCAAAUGUGAAACAUUCUGAAUGCAAAGAUGGGAAAUCUGGGAAAUGGAGUUGCUGAAGCGUUCGCAAGAAUCGGGCAUGCAGCAAUUGGUGAAUCAUCGGCUUCUCCAGAAAAAUCAAGCGCAGCUCGAUCCAGCUUUCAAUGGGGUGGAACCUUCUUUGCCUUGUUUUUGUUGCUCUUGAAUCGAACAGGCCAGAGAUCAUCUAUGAAAACUACCCUUCUAGUAUUGUAUCUUUUUACAAGUUUCCCAACUGCUCUGUUCAAAAUUAUAAGAGGACAAUUUGGUUGUUGGGUUGCCUUUCUAGCUGUUGCAGCAAACCUCUUCGACCCUCAAACUUUUCCUGCUGCUCGUUUCCUCCUAUUUGUAAUCACUCCUGAUGGAUUGGUCGAUGGACUGCGGGAUGACCUUUUUAGUUGUAUCUUUUGUCUCAUAAUUGGAGUUUCAAUAGUUAUAAUAGAGGUGAGAGCAAUUGGAGGAGGUAAUUGUCAAUUUAACUGCCACUGCUUUGCUUCAUGUCUUGGUAUAGUUUUUCUGUUCUACUUUACAAUACAGUAUCUGUGCUGGGUAACUAAAUAGACGAAUUGUUCUCUUGGAAGGGGAGUUACUUUUUCACCUAGAUAAUUUCUUGAGCUUUCUCCGGGCUCUGUGAUUGUAAUGAAUUUUCUGGACAAGUCCGUACAAACUUCAACUC